AAAGUGAAAACAAAACUGUUUAAUACAACGCAUAAUGAGGGACAUUUUAAUCAUACAGAACCUAAAAAUAAUUGUUGUUCGUCGGGAUGUAUUUAAUGAAUAAAGAUGUUGAAAUAUUUCACUUAUUUUAAACGUGGUGUCGAAACAGUCUCUCACAACACUUCAACUAAUAUACCUAUUGGUGCCAAAAAUGUCGACACAUGAACGAGACUACGCACACUGCGUCCAACGUUUGUUCCACUAUGGUCAAUAUGCUCUGACUUUCGGUCAGGGCAAAAAGCAUGGUAACCACAUUGUUAUGGAAAACGAUGCGAUAAAUCUAUAUACUUUGGAUGUUUUGGAUCCCUAGAGACAUGAAUAUAAUCUAAACAUUUGCAGCAUGCCCAGGAAGUUUUAGAAGAUACAUUGACACAUCCAUAUGAAAUAGGAGGACUUGAGCUCGAUGUUGACACAAAGAGGGCGAACAAUUGCUACUUCUUCUCUGAAGGAGAAUACAUUGAUGGGAAAAGGAACACAGAGGCAAGCUGGAGUCAUCUGGGAAGGAAAAGCUGGCAAAAGUGCUGAGAAGAAAUCGUUUACAAAGUCCCGUCAGGCAGUGCUCAAGCCUUUUGCAGGGAAAGUCUUCUAUCUCGACCUGCCGUCCAACAGAACAGCAGAGUCGUUGGAGAAAGAUAUAUUAGACCUCGGAGGGAGUGUUGAGAAGUUCUUCAGCAAAGACAUCAAAUAUCUCAUCUCCAACAAGAGGGAAACUAAAUAUGUGCAAUGCUUCAGGCAAGACUCUCCGCUCCCCAACCCGCAAUGUGGAGAGAGUUCACCUCACCCUUGCUCAAAUACACUCCAGCAGGACUGCAGUAGCGGCAACAUGAAGAUCAAGUUUCAGGGUCAACCAGAAACGUGCGUCACAAGUCGUGGGAAGUCUUUCGUGGAAAAGGCGCUGAAAAAAAAGGACAUUUUGCAGAUAAACAAGAUUUUGUCAAAAGCUGUGGAGUGGGGUGUGAAAAUCUUUUAUAUUGACGAUGUGUUGGUGUGUAUUGAGAAGAAGAAAAAGACCAUUGCAGGCCAGAGUCCAAUCCCUAACACAGCCAAAACAACUGUCAAAGACUCAUCCACAGCAAAGCUCACUUGUCGGAAAGCCAAAGGGGGGCAGAUUUGUAAACCUUUCAUCAAGGUUGAAGAUUCAAGCAGGCAUUACUGUCCGAUAUACCUCACCAUGACAAACGUGCCUGAGUUGAACCUAAAGACGCCUGCUCCUCAUAGUCCCUUCUUAGUUGAUGGUAAAUCCACUGGUGGUGACAAACAGCAAGGGAACAGUGUCCAAACCUCAGCUUGUGAAGGACAAGCCACUGCUCAGAAGGUGACCAAAGACAAGAAACAAAGCGGCUACUGUGAGUGCUGUUUGGCAAAAUAUGAAAACCUGAUGACACAUCUGCAAAGUGAUUGUCACCAGGCUUUCUCCAAGAGCGACGCUUAUCAAGUGCUGAACCAACUGGUUUCACCUCUACCGUGGAGAUUCAGCCAUUUCAGUACUUUUAUUAAAAGGCCAAAGUGCAGCGUUUCAUCUCUUCAACUCGACAUUGGACCAUGUGAAGGAAGUAAUCCCGGAGUCACCAAGAAUACUAAAAAGGAGCAGCAUCAACCUGCAGACUACCGCAAGGAAACUUUUUCUUUUAAAGUUACUUCAGGCCCUCAGUCUACUUUCUUGCGUCACAGGGAGGGCAGGACUUGUCCGACUGGCUCCCACAGGUCAAAGGUCAACCUUGAUGUGCAAGUACCUCACACAGACACACACGGUGAUCAGGGGCCACCCAACACAUCAUACUAUGGAAGCUCCCAGUGUUGUCACAAAUCAACAAGAGACUGACAGGAACCAGGAGCCACCCAGGAAAGCUGUAAAGGUUACAGAGCCAGAUGGAAAGUGUCUUUCUUCACCGAGCUUGCUCACCAUCCAAGACAGGCAUGAGGAAGGUCAGCGCUUAGAAACGCCAAAGAUGGACACUAUAAACGCUACAUGUCAAGAGCAUGCAACACAGAAUGUGAACAAACAUGCCACAUGUAGUAUAUGUAACACAAAACGACACUUGUGACAAAUCUCUAAAAAUGCUCUGCUAACUUUUUCACUUAGCGGCUAAAAUGGAUGUGGAAUUCUGAUAGAUUCGAUUACUUGAUUAGUUUGCAUGACACCAGUGAGUAAACUUGUAGGUAAUUUAAGAGUUCUCAUUUUUUCUGUAGAGGAAAGGUAGGCAACCUACAGCCCAAGCCACACCCAAACCUUAUUAUCACCUUACUUGUUGAAUCCCUUAAAUAGAUCCAGUCAGAGAAUGUGGGCUACAAGCUCUCAUAAACCAAUUGAACCCUCCGUACAGGGCACUUAACCACGCCUCCUGAAGUUACGUCACCCCACGUGUGGUAACCUCAGACAAACAAUUAUCAAAAAUGGCGUCGCAGGAAGAAAAGACGAGAGCGAAAUUGUCCGAUUUACUAGCUGAUUUCUCACUCGCAUUCUUAGCCAAUAGUGAAAUAUCGUUGAAGAGCAGACAGCAGGGCUUCAAGUAUUUCAGCGAGGGUUAUUUCAAUGGUAUUUCCAUGCAUAUCGACGGAGAAACCAUCGAUAUUACCGCGAGAUCUUUCCGGAGUCAGAGGAAGACCGAGAAGCCACAUAAUAUAAUAUAUUAUAACCCAAAGGCGAAUUCGUCAUUGACAGUUUCCUAUUUUCGUGUUACAUAUCACACUUGUGUGCAGAAUCUGUAUGUGUAUCUGUAUAGCCGUUUGUGAACCGCCGUAUGACGGAAAAGAAGGCGAGGCUUGAUUUACGAGUUGUUUCUCUCGUUUUCUUUGUGUAAUGUCACGCGCUCCCCUCAAUAAUUAUUCUGGAAUUAGUCCCGAACCUACGUAAGUCCCGACUGAGUAUGACAAUCACUACUUUAGUGUCCUCAAACAUCCUUCCUUCAGUCUUGGUGUCUCGGUGCACGUCGAAGGCUUUUAGGACUGCUAGCCCGGUUUAGCUUAGCUCACCGCCGAACUGAGACACGUUUGUGCAGUCAGAUCAUCGCAAAAUAUCGCUCAACACAGAUCAAGUGUGUCAAUCAUUCACACAUAGCUAUGUUAUGCAAGCGUAGAACUGCUAAUUCAUUUAUAUGAGACAUGUAUUGAAAAUUAAAUAUAGUGCUUACCUUCGUGCAAACAUAUCUGUUCCGAUUGAUUUUAGAUGGAUUCAGUUGAUCAUGCCGUCUUCCACAAAGUUUUAUCCAUCGAAGACAUUUUUCGUACUUGGUCUUCGGUUUUGGAAAGGGUACGAAUUGAACUCCACCAACAAGCCUUUCAGGAUACCUGUCGUCACUAUUACAAAGUCCGUGACUACACCUCUUAACCAUAUCUAUUGUUAAAGAACCCAAAUACGCGACAAAACGCUAACAAAAGCUAUAUUGGACCAUGCAGCGUUGUCUGAGGUAAUGGCGGACGCCAAAAGGGGGGUGGUUUAUGCAGAACCCUGGCCUCUGAUUGGUCAGCGACGCGGAUGAUGCAAUUUCUACGGAGGGGUCAAUUGAGGUGCUGAGUGUGACCUUAAACUGGUAGUUCAUGCAAAAAAAACCUCCAAUAUGGUGGAGUUGAAAGAAUUCUGCAAAGAAGAGUGGGACAAAAUUCCUCCAGAGCAAUGUGAAAGACUCCUCACAAUGCUUGAUUUCAGCUGUUACUGCCAAGGAAGGCACAGCCCGUUAUUAGGUUCAGGGGGCAAUUACUUUUUAAGAGAGGGUCAGAAAGGUUUGGAUUUUUUUUUGUGCCUUGAUAAAUUAAAUUGUCUUUUGAAAACUG
Syngnathoides biaculeatus (alligator pipefish) is the source of this 3810-nucleotide messenger RNA. It is a transcript of the gene dbf4, whose product is annotated as DBF4-CDC7 kinase regulatory subunit. The transcript is spliced from 14 exons. Gene Ontology annotation, molecular function: protein serine/threonine kinase activator activity; nucleic acid binding; zinc ion binding. Gene Ontology annotation, cellular component: nucleus; Dbf4-dependent protein kinase complex. The record is from RefSeq and is a predicted model, not a curated record. Gene Ontology annotation, biological process: positive regulation of nuclear cell cycle DNA replication; regulation of cell cycle phase transition. NCBI's taxonomy places the organism in Eukaryota, Metazoa, Chordata, Actinopteri, Syngnathiformes, Syngnathidae. Bases 443 to 1861 code for a protein of 472 amino acids.